AUGAAGACCAACCCUGCAGGCUCCCCACUAGAAACCUGUCAAACUGCAGGCCAGGGUGAGAAGGGAUGCCCUGUAUGCCAGGCCUGCAGAGGGGCCUCAGGCCUGGGGUCUGCUUCAGAGUCAGGGUCAGGCCUUAGCCCAGGGCCUGGAGUGGUUCUGGACUCUAGACUGGGACCUGGGGCUAUUCCAGGACCUGGGCCUGGGCCUGGAUCUAGUGCUGUUCCGGGGUCUGGGCCACAGCCUAGUACUGUUUCUGUGACUGGGCUGCAACCUGGUACUACUUCAGGGCCUAAUGCUACUCUGGGACCUGGGCUCGGAGCAGGAGCAUUACCUGGACUGAGGCCAGGAUCCGAGUCAGAACCUGCGCCAGUACCUCAGCCAGGAGUUAGGUCAGUACCUCAGCCAGGAGUUGGGUCAGUACCUCAGCCAGGAGUUGGGUCAGUACCUCAGCCAGGAGCUGGGUCAGUACCUCAGCCAGGAGCUGGCCCAGUACCUCAGCCAGUAAUCGAGUCAGUAACUAGUCCAGGAUCUGCACCAUUACCUGGGCUGGGGCUAGUGCCUGGGACCAGAGGAGGCUCCAGGACUGGCUCUGACCCCAGCGAAUCAGUGAGAACCCCAGUACCAGAGCAACAGCAGAAGACUCAGGCCAAACACACACAGGCCCCCAAACAGGUUCUGGUGACCGGAGGAGGAGGUUACCUGGGCUUCAGCCUGGGUUCCAGCCUGGCCAAGAGAGGCACCUCUGUCAUCCUGCUCGACCUCCGCAGACCCCAGUGGCCACUACCCUCAGGAACUGAGUUUAUCCAGGCUGAUGUCCGAGAUGAAGAAGCCCUGUACCAAGCCUUCCAGGGGGUGGACUGUGUCUUUCACGUGGCCUCCUACGGCAUGUCCGGGGCUGAGAAGCUACAAAAACAGGAGAUUGAGUCUAUAAAUGUCGGAGGCACCAAACUAGUGAUUAAUGUCUGUGUCCGUCGGCGGGUUCCCAGACUCGUGUACACCAGCACAGUCAACGUGACAUUUGGUGGGAAGCCCAUAGAGCAGGGCAAUGAGGAGUCCAUCCCAUACUUCCCCCUGGACAAGCAUAUGGACCACUACUCUCGAACCAAAGCCAUUGCCGACCAGUUGACUCUCAUGGCCAAUGGGACACCACUCCUAGGAGGAGGCACCCUCCGCACCUGUGUGCUCCGUCCCCCGGGGAUCUAUGGUCCUGAAGAACAGAGACACCUGCCCCGGGUGGUGAGCCACAUCAAGAAGAGACUGUUCAUGUUCCGGUUUGGGGACCGCAGGACGCGCAUGAACUGGGUCCACGUGCAGAAUCUGGUGCAGGCACACAUGCUGGCGGCUGAGGGCCUCACCAUGGCUAAGGGCUACGUGGCUAGCGGGCAAGCAUACUACAUCAAUGAUGGGGAGAGCGUCAACCUCUUUGAGUGGAUGGCCCCACUGUUUGAGAAGCUGGGGUACAGUCAGCCCUGGGUCCAGGUACCGACCUCGUGGGUCUAUCUGACAGCUGCAGUGAUGGAGUACCUGCACCUGGCACUGAGACCCAUCUGCACCAUCCCCCCACCACUCACCCGCAGUGAGGUGCUCAGCGUGGCCGUGACGCACACUUUCCAGAUUGCCAAGGCCCGUGCUCAGCUUGGCUAUGCGCCGGACAAGUUCAGCUUCGCCGACGCAGUGGAGCGAUAUGUGCAGGCCACGACCCCGCAGCCCCGCUGUUGCAUCGUGCUGACGCUCCUGCGGCUGCUGCUCAUGCUGCUGCUACUGCUCGGCCUGCUCGGUCUGGCCCUGUACUUCCUAGGACUGCAGCCUUUGCAGGCGGUGGUGGAAAGGCUCUGA
Messenger RNA from Mus pahari (shrew mouse), 1836 nucleotides. RefSeq names its product short chain dehydrogenase/reductase family 42E, member 2 (gene Sdr42e2). Bases 1 to 1836 code for a protein of 611 amino acids. Gene Ontology annotation, biological process: steroid biosynthetic process. Gene Ontology annotation, molecular function: 3-beta-hydroxy-Delta5-steroid dehydrogenase (NAD+) activity. The record is from RefSeq and is a predicted model, not a curated record. The transcript has 11 exons. NCBI's taxonomy places the organism in Eukaryota, Metazoa, Chordata, Mammalia, Rodentia, Muridae.